This is a messenger RNA of Phytophthora nicotianae INRA-310, 138 nucleotides long. RefSeq lists its product as hypothetical. The annotation marks the transcript as partial. The record is from RefSeq and is a predicted model, not a curated record. NCBI's taxonomy places the organism in Eukaryota, Oomycota, Peronosporomycetes, Peronosporales, Peronosporaceae. The transcript is spliced from 2 exons.
GACGGCGCUGAUCCUGCCGAUCUACUGGAGGCGUUGGCCAUCACGGACGCGCCGAUCGCUGGCGCAACCAUUACCGCGACGUACCAGAAGAUCAUCCGGCACUUGGGAUCGCUCGCUUGCUUGGCCAGCAACUUGUAG